CCUCGUUUUUCACUUAAUCUCGAGAACCUGCAGGCAUGGAGGCGAAGGACUUAUUUCGGCUGCUAGGAGCAGGCGCUAAAUUCGAUUUUAAGCGUUUUAAAGGUGAUGCGGAGAAGUUAGAGAUAAUUAGACCCAAGAAAGAAAAAGACCAAUCUGAUGGAAUUGCAGCCACUCUUGAUUUCUUUGGAGAUGCAUCAAAACAGAGUUCUAUCACUCAUGGUGAACACAAAGAUGGUGAAAGUGACAGUGAAAAUGAUGUUGUUCUUGAAGAGAACAUGCCAUCACAAGAACUGCAGUUGUUAGGGAAUAUAAAGUCCAGUGGACUUGAGACAAAGUCAGAAAGCAGAAAAAGAAAGAAAAAGAAAAGCAACAAGAAGAAUGCCAAAAAAGCUGACCUGAAGCAAGAAAAGGUCAAUCAUUUCCGUAGACAGCACAGAAUCCAUGUACAUGGCACUGAUAUUCCAGACCCAAUUGCUUCAUUUGAACAAUUGAAAGAUAUGCACAAAGUUAACCCAAAGAUAUUAGACAAUGUGAAAGCCCAUGGCUACAAUGUACCAACACCAAUUCAGAUGCAGGCAAUACCAGCUAUGUUGCAUAGAAGGGAACUACUGGCAUGUGCCCCCACAGGCUCAGGGAAGACUGCAGCCUUUGUUCUCCCUGUUCUCCACCACUUAUGUGAGCCCAGGAACACUGGGAUAAGGGCACUGAUACUUGCUCCAACCAGAGAACUAGCCAAGCAGACUUACAGGGAGUGCUGUAGGCUUGCUGAAGGUACUGGUCUUCGCAUAAACUUUAUUGAAAAGGCUAUCACAGCUGGACAGCAUGUUUCUCAGAAAUUUGAUGUUCUGGUGACAACACCAAACAGACUUGUGUUUUUAUUGAAGCAUGAUCCACCUAUCAUAAAGCUAAGCAGUGUUGAGUGGUUAAUUGUAGACGAAUCUGACAAGUUAUUUGAGGAAGGAAAGCAGGGUUUUAGGGACCAGCUGGCCUGUAUAUAUAACGCCUGUGACAAUCCCAAUGUGAGACGUGGUAUGUUUAGUGCAACAUUUGCAGAUGAAGUUGAAGAAUGGUGCAGACUUAACUUAGAUAAUGUACUUUCUGUGUAUAUUGGAGCUAGGAAUGCAGCUGCAGACCUGGUGCAGCAAGAACUGGUGUUUGUAGGAAAUGAGUCUGGAAAGCUAUUGGCAUUAAGAGACAUAUUCAAAAAGGGCUUCCAUCCUCCUGUGUUGAUCUUUCUCCAGUCUAAGGAGAGAGCCAAGGAAUUGUUCAGCGAGCUGAUAUAUGAUGGCAUGAAUGUGGACGUCAUCCAUGCAGAUAGAACACAACUUCAGAGAGAUAAUGUCGUGAAAAGCUUUAGAGCUGGGAAAAUAUGGGUGCUGAUUUGUACCGAACUCAUGGGAAGGGGUAUUGAUUUUAAAGGAGUUAAUUUGGUGGUCAACUUUGAUUUCCCCAAUAGUGCCAUCAGUUAUAUACAUAGGAUAGGUCGUACAGGGCGAGCUGGAAGACCAGGAAGGGCAGUCACUUUUUUUACUGAAAAUGAUGCUGUUAACUUGAGAAGCAUAGCAAAUGUGAUGCAGGAGGCAGGGUGUCCAGUACCAGAAUACAUGAUGACAAUGAAGAAACCAGACAAGAAAGUGAAAAGAAAACUGGCCAGAAGUGCUGUUAAGAGGAAACCUAUAUCUACAGUCCCCAAAUAUGACAGAGAAAGGUCCUGGAAACGAAAAGAAAUGAUCUUGCACACAAGGAAAAAGACUCAAAAACGGGUUCAAGACCAAGAAGAUGGUGCUAACACUGUUUGGUAUGCAGACAUACCAGAGCAUAAAAAGAAUGAAAUGAAGAAAAGAGAGAAGAUGAAAGCCAAGAUUUCUAAGGAAAUGGAAUCUAAUAUCAAUAAAAAAACUCCCAGAAUUAAUAAACUUGAACAGAAAGCUACAAAUAUCAGUUUAUUUAAGAAACAAAAUAUUAUCUUAAAAAAGAAAUCAAAGAAGAAAACCAAGAACAAAUAAGAGCAGU
Molecule: messenger RNA, 2013 nt
Organism: Lingula anatina
Lineage: Eukaryota; Metazoa; Brachiopoda; Lingulata; Lingulida; Lingulidae
Product: putative ATP-dependent RNA helicase DDX52
Biological process (GO): maturation of SSU-rRNA
Cellular component (GO): cytosol
Molecular function (GO): RNA helicase activity; nucleic acid binding; ATP binding
Source: RefSeq, a predicted model, not a curated record